CUGUUUCAAUUAUUGUCAUCCAAAGUUGUGUACACCCUGUUUAGACGUUAAAGAGUUUUGCUGACUUUUAUUUAUAAACAGAAAACACGGAAAAACAUGGUUAAAUGUUAACGGACACACCCACACCGACACCAAUACACUAUCACACAUCGUAUUGUUGUUCAGUUUUACCAAAUAGUUCCGAAUUUACCGCGAAAAUCGAAAUAUUAUGCACCCAAGUGGCACGCUGCGGCGCACACAAAAUUGAUUUAGAAAAGAAAAAGCGAACCCAAUAACAACAAAAAAGAAAGUAAUCGGAUCGGCCUUGGGCAAGAGAAAGAGGCAACCCAAUUUGGCAGAUAGUAGGUCACUGCCGCAGCAGGCUGCCACCGCACAAGGGGCAGUGGCCCAAGGACAUUCAGGAGAACUUUCUAAACAGCAACAACAAACACAUUCAGCCAGCCCCACUCACACCCACUCGCAGAAUCAUAGUCACAAUCAACCAGACAUUGGCAAUGAUACGGUGCACUGGCAAUGCGCUCACUUGAAGGCAGCCGUCAGGAGCAGGACCUCGAGCUGGAGCUGGAACUGCCCCGAAUGGCAAACGAACGCAAGCAGAGCAGUCCCAAGGUGGAGCUGACCAAGCUCAGCCACGAACUAAUUGAGGAGUGUAAACGCAGCCAGGAGGACUCGCUGCUGUCGCGCCACCUUCGCCACGAGCUGGAAAAGCUGACUCGCGAUUCUCGUCGGGAGCUGGUGCGAAAGCAGCGGAAUGGUUGCGCCCCCCUGUUCAUCGCGUGCAAGCGAGGAGCCGUAGUCAUAGCCGAGUACUUGAUCACCAUAUGUGAGGCGGAUAUUGAGCAGAGAGGGCACUUUGAGGUCCCGGAGGACAACAGCUUUCACUAUGUUACGCCCCUGUGGGCAGCCGUUGUCUCUGGAAAGUUGUCGAUGGUCAAGUACCUGGUUCGAAUCGGAUGCGACAUAAAUGCCACAUCGGAUUCAGGAUCUACGCCCGUGCGGAGUGCCUGCUACAUGACCCAUGUGGACAUUGUCAAGUUUCUUGUGGAGAACGGGGCCGAUAUCAAGCGGCCGAACAUUAAUGGUGGCACCUGCCUGAUUAACUCGGUGCAGUCGGUGCAGCUAUGUUUGUAUCUGGUGCGCAAGGGAGCGGAUAUCAAUGCCCGCGAUAUUCAGGACAAAACGGCUCUGCACUAUGCGAUUCAGGAGCACCGACUGGACACCACCAGGAUGCUGAUUGAGCAGGGCGCCGAUCCAUAUGCAAAGAGUCGUUAUGGAGACGAUGCUCUGCGCACCGCUUGCCUGAAAGGAGCCCAUCAAAUCUUCGACUUCCUGAAGAAGGAGCUCAACUACACGGCGGCCAGGUUGGCAGAGGCGCACGAGCUGAUGGGGUCGACGUUCCUGGACGAGCACAACGAGUCGCGCGUUUGCAUCCUACACUGGCGCAUGGCGCACCACAUCCGGGCCGCGUACACCCCGUACAUUGAGAAGAACCCUCAAGUUCCGCUGCGGACGGCCUACGAAAAUGCAGUGGAGUUCAGCACGCUAGAAGAGCUGGACAACAUUGCCACGGACAUGGAUGCGAUGCGGACCCAGAGUCUACUCAUUUGCGAGCGGGUGCUGGGACUGACCCACAAGGAUAUGCUGUUUCGGCUGACAUUUAGGGGCGCGUCUUAUGCGGACUCACUGCAGCUGCAGCGUUGCAUCGAUCUUUGGCGUUUCCUGCUCGAGGUUCGCGUGUCCAACUGGUCCAUUUUGCACUUCGAGACUUGCUUUGCGGCCCAGGCACUGGUGCGCUUGAUGCUGGAUCUGCACGUUCAAAACUCCAGCCACAUAAGAAGCGAUGCCAGGGCCAGGUUCGUGCAUCAGGACAAUGUUCUGCCGCGGUUCGAAGACGUCCUAGGAGUGUUUCGAACUCUGGCGGAUAGCGCCAUUGUUGUGAAGCAUUUGCUGCUCUUGCGUCCAGUUUUUCGGCGCCAGCAGGAGAACUACGAUCGCGUUAUGAGAUGCCUGGCGCACCUCAUCUACCUGCUGAUAAAUACCGUCCACACGGAAGCCCAAAACAAGCUCAUCUACCAGGCAAUCCAUGAGACUGUGGUUGUUGGCAACCUGCGCAGUGCCAGCACCGCCGAUACUCUGCUCCACCUCUGCGCCUCGCGGCUGAACGUCAUUAAGAGCGGCUACAUCACCGAUGACAACUUUGCUGAUAAGACUGUGUUCCCGAAUGCGGAUGUCAUCAAGCUGCUCAUUGAGUGCGGCGUCGAUGUCAACAUUAAAAACGAAGCCAAAUCCACGCCCUUGCAUGUCGCCUGUCAGCCCUACAACUAUGACAAUGAGAUUGUUCACCUGUUGCUCAAGUGCGGAGCGGAUAUCGAUCAGCCGAAUCGCGCCGAUAAGCGGCCCUACGACUUAAUAGCCUCCAAUCCCACCAGCACCAUUCCGCUGCUCAACUUCGUGACGCUGCAGUGCUUGGCAGCGACCACGAUCAGUAAGCACCGGAUUCCCUACCACAACCAGCUACACAGGCAGCUCGAACAGUUUGUUAGAAACCACGAACCGUGAACCGAUAAGAGGAUGGUGGAAGUGGAACCUCCAUUGGGAGCGAGUUUUGCGUCUAUGUCUAAUGUCAAAAUUGAUAGUGUCUGUUUCCAUAUUUCGGCCGUGUCAAAAUUUUCACUAGCGAUUACUUUGUCUCGCUUGAUUAUAAAUAUAUACAGAUAUCUAUAUCUAUUGUUAAUUCGG
Drosophila bipectinata is the source of this 2739-nucleotide messenger RNA. It is a transcript of the gene m-cup, whose product is annotated as ankyrin repeat protein mann-cup. NCBI's taxonomy places the organism in Eukaryota, Metazoa, Arthropoda, Insecta, Diptera, Drosophilidae. The record is from RefSeq and is a predicted model, not a curated record. Gene Ontology annotation, molecular function: protein binding.